CAGAAACACUUCCCUUCUCAUACAAGAGGCUGUGGAAUGCGCAGGCUGAAACCAAUCCAGAUGUGCUUAUUUGGCAGUCUGAGUUAAGAAGCACACACACAGCUCAAGAGACAGAAACCUAGAGGCUCAACUACUUCAGAUUUGUUGGGAUUGUACUGCAGUGAGCAGUGACUUUACUUUUCUACAAGAUCAUCUCUCUCUCUGGUGUUCUGUCUGACAGAUAAACUGGCCAGAAUUCGGCAACUUUCCUUGGCUGCACAGUACUGCUUCUGCUGUUCCAAGAGGGGGAAGGAUUUCAUGUUUGUUGCCACAUCAUUUCCAGCACUGAUUCUAGUUUCAGAGUCUUACAGCUCCCCGUGGCUUGGUCUUGUCUCUUCUAAGGUGGGAAAUCCAUGAAAUUAGAGACCGAAGGAUUUGUGGAAUAAGUAGAACUAUGAGGAUGGGAUCGCACUUGUUGCUCCGUGAAUCAGGGAGUCUUUAAUCCUUGGCAAUUUCUGGAAACAAUGAGAGUUCGAAUAAAGGGAGAUGUCCUCUGCACCCUUCUCCUAGUGAUUGUGCUCUGCACUUUACUCUACAGUCUCAUGAGAUCAACCAAUAAUCAAGACACUGCCUACUAUAAGAAAAGCAAAGAAUCAAAGAGCUUGGUAAAGACUGGGAACGUAAAAAGUUACUUGGAAAAACCUAAAAGCAUGGGUAAGACCAAACUCCUCUCUGAUGAUUAUAAGUCCAGCAAUGAGGAGCCUAAGGCUCCAACAACUCAGCCUCCCUUUGACUUUCAACUGUACCUCAGGAGUAAAGAUUAUCGAAACUUCAGCCUCAUGAUUAACCAACCCAACAAAUGCAAGAGAUCCACAACUGAUCCCUUCCUUCUUAUUGCUGUAAAAUCCAUAGUAGAAGAAUUUGACCGGCGUGAAAGUGUAAGAAAAACCUGGGGUCGGGAAGGUAUGAUCAGCGGGGUGAGGGUUCAGAGAGUGUUUCUUUUAGGUACUCCAAAGAAUAAGACUGCGGUAUCCAUGUGGGAGUCACUUAUGCACCAGGAGAGUCACUACUACAAGGACAUUUUGUUAUGGGAUUUCAUUGAUACUUUCUUCAACCUCACUUUAAAAGAGAUCCAUUUUCUUAGGUGGGCAGAGGAGUUUUGUGCAAAUGCUCAAUUCAUCUUUAAAGGGGAUGCUGAUGUUUUUGUCAACGUAGAAAACUUGAUCAACUAUUUGCAAAACCAGAAUGCCUCAGAAGACUUAUUCGUAGGAGACAUUAUAAAUCAAGCAAGACCGAUACGUUCAAAAAAAAGCAAAUACUACAUUCCGGAAACAAUGUACGGUCUUGGGUUGUACCCACCAUAUGCAGGAGGAGGAGGGUUUUUGAUGUCAGGGAUCACAAUGAAAAAGUUGUCCCAGGCCUGCCAAGAAGUGGAGCUCUUCCCUAUUGAUGAUGUAUUUUUGGGCAUGUGUUUGCAAAGGAUUAACCUUAAACCAGUCAUGCAUGUAGGUUUUAAAACAUUUGGAAUCACCAAGCCCUCAGCUGCUCCUCAUAUGGAGACAUUUAAUCCUUGUUUCUACCGGGACCUUAUGGUUGUGCACAGUCUAAAGCCAGCAGAGAUUUGGUUGAUGUGGAAUCUCCUCCAUGGUCAGCAGUUGCCCUGCUCCCAGAAACAGAGGAUUAAAAAACCAUUCCAUUGGAAGAAAGCAAAACAGAGGGUUAAAGCUGUCACCAAUUGACUUAAGGUUCCAACACCCAUGGAGUCAUGCACUAGCCAAACAUUUGGCCAAAGAUUACACGGCACAGUAACUGUAACAAUAAAAAAGAGCCUCCAGUCUCACCACAGAUAAACUUCUCAGUCUAAAACUUUUUCCAAAAACAUAUAUACACCAGCUUUCAAAAAUAUCCGUUUAAUGUUGUCAUACCUUGCAGAAAUAAAAGCAUUUUUUGCUGUAACAUUA
This is a messenger RNA of Xenopus laevis (African clawed frog), 1940 nucleotides long. RefSeq names its product UDP-GlcNAc:betaGal beta-1,3-N-acetylglucosaminyltransferase 9 L homeolog (gene b3gnt9.L). Gene Ontology annotation, molecular function: UDP-glycosyltransferase activity; glycosyltransferase activity; hexosyltransferase activity. Gene Ontology annotation, cellular component: membrane; Golgi membrane. The record is from RefSeq and is a predicted model, not a curated record. Bases 504 to 1718 code for a protein of 404 amino acids. Gene Ontology annotation, biological process: poly-N-acetyllactosamine biosynthetic process; glycoprotein biosynthetic process; protein O-linked glycosylation. The transcript is spliced from 2 exons. NCBI's taxonomy places the organism in Eukaryota, Metazoa, Chordata, Amphibia, Anura, Pipidae.